AGAUACAAUAACAACAACAACAAACAAAUGGAUGAGGAUUAUACAAAGCCUGUGUAUGACUUAUAUGCACACAUUAGCUCAGAGAAGCGGAUCAGCGAUGAGUUUGCUGCUUUAGAAGUGGAGUUUCAAUCACACAACCAACAGACUCUUGAAGGAACAUUGAAGCACAAUACACCAAAGAAUCGUUACACUAAUAUACUACCAUGUGAUUCAACAAGAGUCAAACUUGAGAAGAUAGAUGGACAGGAGGGAUCAGACUACAUAAAUGCUAACUUUAUCAAUGGAGAGUAUGAGAAGCAGUAUAUCUGCACACAGGGACCUCUACAGAACACUAUUGUGGACUUUUGGAGGAUGGUCUGGGAGAACAAUAGUAGGAUCAUUGUGAUGCUCUCAAAGGAGCUGGAGAACUAUAGACCCAAGUGCGAUCGAUACUGGUCCGACAAUCAAACAAGAACAAUCACACACUACCAGUACGAGGGAUGGCCUGAUCAUAAUGCUCCAAAUGAUACGGAGCCACUGCGCCAUCUGUUGCACAUGAUCAAUGCCACCCAGAACAGUCUGAAGAGGGAGGGCAUUGCAAGUCCUUUUGUUGUACACUGCAGUGCAGGUGUAGGCCGUACCGGAACAUUCUGUACCGUUCACAUGAUGAUGAGCAGGAUUGACAACACCGUCCCUGGUCACAGGAUUGACUUUAACAUAUUUAACAUUGUCAAGAACCUUAGGAAGCAGAGACCUGGAAUGGUACAACAAUUGGAACAAUAUCUAUUUUGUUAUGCGACAAUAGCAGAUGAACUUAGGGAGAGAGACAGUAACAAUGAGGGCAUCAACAACAAUAACAACAAUAGUAGUGACGAAGACGAUAAUGAUAGUGAUGACGACAAUCAUCACAACAACAACGACAACAAUAAGAACAACAACAGGAACAACAACAAGGAUCACCUGGUA
Acytostelium subglobosum LB1 is the source of this 945-nucleotide messenger RNA. RefSeq lists its product as hypothetical. The transcript has 5 exons. The record is from RefSeq and is a predicted model, not a curated record. NCBI's taxonomy places the organism in Eukaryota, Evosea, Eumycetozoa, Acytosteliales, Acytosteliaceae. Gene Ontology annotation, biological process: protein dephosphorylation. Gene Ontology annotation, molecular function: protein tyrosine phosphatase activity. The annotation marks the transcript as partial.